Messenger RNA from Micromonas pusilla CCMP1545, 2661 nucleotides. RefSeq lists its product as uncharacterized. The record is from RefSeq and is a predicted model, not a curated record. Lineage: Eukaryota; Viridiplantae; Chlorophyta; Mamiellophyceae; Mamiellales; Mamiellaceae. The coding region runs from base 1 to 2559 and encodes 852 amino acids. The transcript has 3 exons.
AUGUCGUCCUUCUUCGAGCGCGUCAGGCAGUCGCUCGGGCACGGCGGCGACCGCGCGAGGGCGGCGCUGACCGCGGCCGCGCACGCGGUGGACGACACGAUCCGACGACGCGGGCUCAGACCCCUGAGCUUCGAAGAAGCGAUGACGCGCGUGGAGACUGCCGCGCGCGAGUGCCCGCCCGAGGAACGCCCCGCGAUGCUCCGACGCUGGCUCGCGGCGCUGCGCGCGCGCGAGCCCGCGGCCGCGUCGGACGGAGGUCGGUCGCCCUCCUCGCCGUCCACGCCUCCGUCCACGCCUCCCGCGACGGCGGCGGCCGGCGGCGGCGCGGACGUCGCGACGUCGCCGACGUCCGCGGGGGGCGAGUGGGCCUCGCUAUCGCUCGCCGCGGCGGAGCGGAGGGACGCCGCGCGCGCGGGCGGGGAGCAGGACGCCGCUCGGGUCGGGGGGCUCGUCGACCGCGCGGACGACCGGGUGUACGCGUCGACGUUCGACGACGACGGCGACGCCGCCGACGACGACGUCGACGACGACGACGGCGGCGGAGGCGAAAAAAAGACGCUUCGCGCCCAGCCGUUAAUCUUCCGCGACGUGCUGCUGCGGAGCCGCGCGCUCGAGUCCCUCGCGACGUCGUACGCGAUGCGGGCGCCCGCGGACGCGGUCGAGACGUCGUUGCUCACCGAGGUGUUCGCGUCGCUGUGCGCGGGCGGCGAGCGCGUCGCGGCGGCGCUCGCGAGAGGGGUGAUCGAGGCGCGUCCUGUCGCGUGCGCCGGUCCCCCCGCGACCGCGUUCGCGCCGCGCGCGCCGUUCCUUGAGGACAUGCCUUUUCUGACUUUUCUUCCCGCGCGCGCUUCGUUUCUCGAUUCGAUCCCGACGCACCGCGACGCCUCGCGACUCCAUCUGACGCGCCCCGAACUCCGCCGCCCCGACGCGACGUCGCUUCGCGCGGGAAAACCGCCCGCAGAUUUCAGCCGCGACGUCGAAGCACGCGGCGACGGUGCAGCUGAGCGCGCGGUGGACCUGACGCGCGAGCUCCACGCCGCCGCCGCCGCGCGCGUCGCGUCGCUUCGGCUUCGGUCGUCGCCGUCGCCGCCGUCGCCGCCGCCGUCGUCGUCGACCGCCGCCGCGGGUGAACCUUCGCCUUCCGACCACCAGACGACGACCGCCGUCGCGCUCGAGACUCUCCGCGACGCGCGCGAGACGCUCGCGAAGGCGACGACGGACGUCGACGCGCUGUCGAUAGACGCCGCCGCGCGCCUCGAGUCCGCGACGGCGUUCAGAGAGGUCAAGUCGAGAGAACUUCGCGCCGCGGAGGCGGCGGUGACGUCGGAGCUUCAGACGCUCGAGACGCGGAAAGCCGAGCUCGAGGCCGAGCUCGCGGUCGUGAGCGCGAAGGUCAACGAGACGUCCGCGCGCGCGUCGAUCACCACGGAGGAGCGCGCGGCGUUCGAGGCGAGCAACGACGCGAUUCGCUCCGCGCUCGCGGUGAAGGCGCGGGAUCUCGAGGCGAGAAGAGGCGAGUACGAGGCGGAAGCCGCCGUCGUCGCGGCGUGCGCGUCCACGCUGGACGCGGUCGCGAGGAUAGUAACGGGCGCUCUGAAGGCGUUACUUUCAGACGCGGAGGACGACGAAGCGUGCGCGAAGCGGAGGUUCUCGGACGCGGUGCGCGCGCACGUGGAUUCGCAGUGCGUCGCGAUGCGUCUGUGCUUGGAGCGCGUGACGUUUUGUUCGCGCGAGCUCCAAGAGAUUGCCGAGAAGAAGAACCGCGCGCGCGAGCUCGGGCUCGGCGCGGACGUCCAGUCCGAGUUUAUCGCCGCCGCGCGCGCGAUCGAGCGCACGUACGUCGAGGCCGAGGAAGCUUUGAAGUCGAUCGCGACGGAGGCGAUGAACUUGCGGCACCGCGCUGACGUCAUCGUUCCCGCGGCGACGAGAGGGGUAGCGGCGGCGGCGGCGCCGGGGGACGAGCCCGGGGCGUUGACGGAGCCGUUUGAGGCCGUGGACGCGCUGCGGGCGACGUUUGAAGCGCUCGCGCGGCCGACGUUCGCCGACGUCGGGGACGUGGACGUCGACGCGGAGGACGCGACCGACGGCGGCGAGGAAGAGGAAGAGGAAGAGGGCGGGGACGACGACGACGACGAGGAGGAGGACGCGACGGCGACGGCGGCGGCCGGCGUCGACGACGACGACGCAGAAUCUGAACCGACGCCGGAACCUGAAGCGACGCCGCCGCCGCCGCCGCCGCCGCUCGAACCCCCGCGCGAACCGACGGAAGAGCCCGAACCGGAACCGGAGACCCCGGACGAGCCGGAGGAAGAGGAACCCCCGGACGAGGUCCCGGAGGCGGAGGACCCGCGAGCCGAACCCGAGGAGCCGGACCAGCCCGAAAAAGAGACGCCGCCGCCGCCGGAAGAGACGGACGACAACGACGAAGACGACGACGACGACGACGACGACGACGACGACGACGACGACGACGACGAGUGGCCGACGACGGAGGAGGGUCUCACCGUGGACGACACCGAGACGUGGCCGGAGGCGUCCGCGGAGGAGAAGCGAGCGUGAGCGCGACCGAGAACACUGCCAGUGUGUACUUCUGACGAACGACGAAAUCAUCCCGACGACGACAGGAUGAAAAGUAAAAAAUGAAAACUCGAGUCUCGCGUC